Motacilla alba alba is the source of this 13312-nucleotide messenger RNA. Its product is annotated as interleukin-31 receptor subunit alpha-like. The coding region runs from base 29 to 2248 and encodes 739 amino acids. The transcript is spliced from 17 exons. Gene Ontology annotation, cellular component: external side of plasma membrane; signaling receptor complex. Gene Ontology annotation, molecular function: cytokine receptor activity; cytokine binding. The record is from RefSeq and is a predicted model, not a curated record. NCBI's taxonomy places the organism in Eukaryota, Metazoa, Chordata, Aves, Passeriformes, Motacillidae. Gene Ontology annotation, biological process: cytokine-mediated signaling pathway.
AAGUAAACUCAUGAGAUACUAAGUUCUAAUGAGAAAUCACAGUAAUUGGAAGAGGAGAGAGUGGUCUCUUCUGCCAGAGAAGAUGAAGAACUCUCUGCUGGCAGCUAUCUUUUUACUUGUUCGAGAUUCCUGCCGCUGCACAGACUGGGACUCUCCGUUCUGCCGGCAGCUGCCAGACUGGGACAAUGAACUGGUGUGUUACAAAGAAUUAAGUGAGGAUCUAACCUGUACCUGGCUACCAGUACCUAAUGCUGCAAAUACAGUUAAUUAUACUGUAUAUCUAAAAUGGAACAAAAUACAAACACUUUUUCGGCGAAACACAUCAUCACCUUCCAUCACAAUAGAACGAAAGAAUCUCUACAUUGAGAGAUUUGCAACCAUUUGGAUAGCAGUGAAUUAUGAAAAUGACACCUGUGCAAAAGGAAAGAACAUCUCAGUUUUACCAAGCAAAGCAGGAAAGUGCUUGUCACCAUCUAACAUAAAUGCUUAUCAGAUCACAAACCAAUUGAUAAUAAAGUGGGACAUGUCCACAGCUCAUACACCAUAUGAGCUGAGAUACAGAGAGGCACUCACAGAAUCUGCUCUGUGGACACUGGUGCCUGUAGGAAGCAAUGUUUUCAAUGUCACCAUUUCAAAUUUAAAUGCUAAUUCUUCAUACAUUGUUCAGCUCAGAUGCAUAACCAAGGAUGGCCUCAACUGUGUUUGCAUUUGGGGCAAAGAGAUUUUGGUCCCUCACAAACUCGUGAACAAGCCAAGAAUAUCUUAUAAUGUAACUACACAAGUGUCUCCAGGAAGAAGAAGUGUUCUUCUGAAGUGGGAGGUAGCACAAAGUGAGAAUGUCCUUGGAUAUUUUGUUAAUGUGGAAAGAAUACCCAACAGUUGCAGCCGCCCACCAAAUCACAUCUCUCUCAAAGACAGAAAAAUUCUUGUUAAUAUCUCCAUGGCAUACUAUAGACUUAAUAUUUCUGCCUAUAAUGAAGCAGGAGAAUCUCCACGAGCUAUCUACAUUGUCCCAGAAUUUUCUGUAACAGACUUGCCUGGUCAAAUUCGUGUCAAAAGGCAGGGAACAAAUGCAGUUGUCACAUGGACUCCAGAAUACAAACCAAAAUGUUUUGUGGUUGACUGGGGCAUUAGUAAAGAGAAUAUGCACAUGAAAAUAAUAACUACGGCUACUGGAAAUUUCACAUUAGACAAUUUUCAGCCAUAUAAGUUGUACAAAAUAAUGGUACAUGCAUCUGAUGUGUGUCAGUGUGAAAGUUUCAUAAGACAUGAAAAGACUUUUGGAGUAACCCACUUUUACUUCAUUGAAGGAGUUCCUAGGACUGGUCCCGCUAAUGUGACAAUUCUGAAUAUCACAAAGCAUUCUGCACUUGUGAAGUGGACUGAAAUAGCUGCAGAAGACCGUUUGGGCUUUCUCCAGGGAUACAGGAUCAGUUACACAGAUUCAUCAAGGAAAAAGUCUCCAGCUGUUACUCUCAACACUUCUAUCACAAGUUACCAUCUUACUGGACUGAAGGAAAAGACCACCUAUCGUGUGCAGAUUUCAGGAUUCACUAAUGCUGGAGAAGGACCUCUGACUCUUUCACAACCUUUCAGCACUCCAAAAUAUGAUAAAGGAGAACUUGAAGGUUUUGUGAUUGGUCUUUGUCUCAGCAUGAUACUCAUUCUGGUUUUUGCACCUCUCACUUGUUCUCUGGUGAUUAAAAGGCUGAAAAGAUCAUAUUGGCACAGUGUACCCACCCCAAGAAAUAGCACUGCACUCCAAGAUAUGACUAAUUGGAAACCUGUUUCAAGGUCACUGCUUCAGGCCCUGUCAGACAAUGAUACUACCAGCCUUUUCGUCAUAGAGCAUGAAUCAAAGGUUCCUCUGAUGCUAGACCUCUCCACAGAUGGUGGAGAAGACAACAAACAUGACACCUGCCAGUCAGAAAAACCUAGCAAUAACAUAGACAUGAGCCCAAGGCAUGAAGAAAUCCCUGCAGAAGCAGUUACAAGUGAAGAAGACACCAUUUUCACAGAAGUACCAUUCUUGAGUGACUAUGCCAGCAUGGAGUUUAGUCAGAAAGCCCUGAUGAGUCUGGCAGUGAGCACGCCUGAAAGAACUGCUCAUCCUCAUCUGAAAAUGGAACUAAGCAGUAAGCCAGCACAAACUGGGCAGAAGGUUUUGUUUGCUUCCCAGGACUACCUCAAACAAAGCCAGGUGGUGCUUCUGCCAUCUGGACCAAAUUUCACGGGACAAGCCAAUUAAACCUGAAGCAUCUUCAUUAUUUUCCUUACCAUGAAAUGAAGUUCCAAAUCUUGUUGUACUUCAGCGGAGCCACUAGGACCACAUGGGACACUGAGCUUGUGACAAUAGUUAUCUUCACUAUAGUCAGUUUCCUUGGCGAAAUAGAUUGAUUGUAUUACUAGAUUAGAUAUUUCACCACAGUCAUCCAGUGGAAAGUCCCACUACCUUCACACAGGCAAAUCUUUUAGGGACUUACAUGAAAAAUCUUCCAGUAAAGUAACCUCUUGCUUGGUAUUUUGUUCCAGGGGAUUCAGGGGCUGUUCAAGUCUUCCACUCUAAGCAUAAUGUCAUUGUAGAUAUCAGAAAAAUUCUCUACUAACUGUGACCAGCUUCAUAUCUGAUUUUCAGAUGCAGUAAGUUCUUCACCAAAAAAAAAAAAAUUCCAGCAAAAGAAUCUACCACUUCAAAGAAGAUCUCCAGUUGGUCAAAACUGGUCACAGAAAUUAGUGCAAAUCUUUCAAAUUAGGAAUCAAAAGUUUGCUUAUUGAUCCAUGUAAAACACCAUUAGUGCUGUACAUUCCAGAAUUUUACAACUUUAUUCAUUGUAGAUAAAUGGUGCUGGGUAAGUGAAGAUGAUAAUAAGUUUCAUUAACAGUAUUGGAGUUGCUACUUGUAUUAAAUUAAGGCUAUUUCCUCCUACAAUUACCCACACAUUCAGAAAAACCCAUCCAUAAUUUGUAAUGAGGUUUAGCUGCAGAUAUUGCUUCACACUGCAAUGACAAAAACCGUUGAACAGACUUCAGAAGCCGAACAGAUAUUUCAAGUACCCGUACCACCAAAGAUUGCACGGCAGAGGAGCCACUGAAAUACAGGGGAUAAAAGGGUCUUCCUCAAUAUGCUUUAUAUGCAACUCCAUCAACUCCACAAUGCAAGGAGUCUGAACCAUUUUCAGGCUUACAAGAGUUUCUCAGUCAUGAACUCUCCAAGCAUUAAUUAUUACAGAAGACCCAGUUUAUUGUUGUUGUCUCAAGUUUAAGGAGCAUUUUACUAAAAUUGCUCUGUGGAGAAAGAAAUUGAUCAACUGUAUCAUAAGCACCAGAGAAUCCAUAGAUGGAUAUUUAAAAAAAAUUUCUCAUUACAAGUGAAGGAUGAUCAGCAUUCACACAAAUAUUUCCACUCAUACUAGGCAGUAUGAAUUACAGAAAAGCCAUGGUCGCAAAAACUCAGAGAAAUUCCAUUCCACUUCACUGAUUCAGUGAGAAUCCAUAACAAAACCUAGUUUAUUCAUGUUCCUUAUUUAUAUUCACUCUAACUAUAUCUCUCUAUAUCUGUUAAGACUGCCAGGAACAAACGUGUAUUUCACUGUGGGUUAUGCACUGUAUUUUUUCUUAGCGCUUAAAAUUCACUGUUCUCCCACAAAGCAAUUUGCACUCAUAGCUGUUAAAUCUUGCAAUUGAAACAAGGGGUAAGAGAAGCACUCCCUAGAGAUUGCAUAACUUUGGUCAGUCUUUUAAAUAUCUUUCUUCUUUUUCUGAACUUUAGUCUGGUGACUUUGCCUGAUUUGAAUUUAAGACAAUGCAAAUGAUCCCGUUAUUAGUGGAGCUAUUUUUACUUGUAAUAUCAAGUAGUGGUAUUGAAAUGCUGUUAAAGACAAUGAAGUCCUGAUACAUAAUCUUUAUCAAGUAGUCGUAAUUUAUCCCUUUCCAGAAUACAAGAAUUAUCCAUGCUCAUUACUUACAGUAUUUCUUUCAUUUCUGGUCAAAGAAACUAAUUUUCCUGGUGCAUACCUUCAAUAUCUUUACUCAUGCCUGUAAACACCAAAUUCUUCUUUUCUUAGUCUACACCUGACAAUCCAAUACGUAUUAUUCUGUUAUGGAUAAAAUAUGAAUAAAGUCAGUAAGUAGAACCAAACAGAAGGCUUGCAAGCAGUUUCAGUAUAUGAAACAGUCUUGAUACAUGAAACUCAACAGACAGCUUGGGCUUUUAACCUGGUGAUUAUCAACUCCACUCUACCAGCCAUUGUCCGACAUCUUGCUACAGAAAAUUCAUAUAGCGGAACAGGAGAGUUGUACUAGAACCACCCAUGGAUAUUAAAUAGAAGAUAUAGAAUGUAUUCUAAUCUCAGUUAUAAAGUUCACAAUAUAUGUAAUUCUUAAUUGAUCUCAUUAGAGCAAUAUUUGCAAUGGCCGCAAGUGGUACAUUUGGGAGAAUAAGAGAUACAUGAAAAAUCCUGGUAUGGAGAUUAGAAAUAAACUCAAAACUCGUCCCAUGAUGAUGUAUACUUUGAGAGCAAAGAAAGAACUUUUUAUGUGGAGAGAAAUAGAAAAGCGCAUUUGCUAAGUAGUUUCAUGCAGCCAAAAAGGAGAUUUAGUUGGAAUAAUGUACUUACUCUGUGACACAAGUUUAGGAGACAUACCAUGGUCAUGUCUUCAGGUUAGGGAAAAAUAGAUGUCUGUGGUAUGUGUUUUUGGCUGGCUCUCCUGUGGAGAUUUUUAGUUCAGUUAGAAGGGUCCUACAACAAUCAUCUAAUUGUACUCCCUGACCUUUUCAGGCAGUUUAAAAAAUAGUGACUGCAGAAGCUUUCUCACACAAAUAAACAUGUAAGAUAGUUUAUUCCAUGUGCUAUAGUACUGUUCAAGUGGUUAGUGUAGUGUUCUUAGCAUCAAUAUUCUUAGCUUCAAUAUACGUUAUGUUGAGUGAAAUUGCAGAUAUGAAGGCUCAGGACCACAAAAGAAAAGGUUUUUAUAAUUAAAGUUUUGCUGUUUCUUCACUGUCAGCAUAGCUCUGGGUGAUCACUGGCAGCAUUAGUGAGAAUUUAGGACAUGGUGAAAGCUUAGACAACUGUAGACCCGGAAGCACAUCAUCAUCAUGAUUUAUAGAAUGGGAUAUUCUACUGCAAGGUUACAGUACUCUAGCAUUCUAUAUUUACAGAGAAAGGAAAGUAAUACUCAGUCUCUAAUACAGCACAAAGCUAGGUUAGUACACGUGUAUUUUUCUGGUAUCCAGAGUAGAUGUUUUUUCUUGCACGGAUGUGAAGACUUUUUAUUAUUUUUAAUUUUUUAUUUUUUUUUUUUAUUUAGUGUCUAAAGUCAGACUACAGUCCACUAGUUAGCUCUGAAAAUUAACACUGUAUCAGAGACAAAACAAACAAGGUCUCACUCUGGAACAAGAGAUUGCAGCAACCACAAUAUUGUAGAGGUUUAUUCUGCAUUAGUUAAUAAAUGAAUAAUAAUAUCUACCAAAUAUCCACAAAUUCCCCCAGAAUCUAUGCCUUUAAGCUUAGAGCCUUAACCCUUAGAGCCACUUUUAUGGCACAACAGUAUCUGCAUUUGAGCAGAGCUGUCUGGAAAGCAGAGAACACAGCGGCUUCCUGUCAACCCAAGUCAACUACAGUUAUUACUACAAAAAUUGUCAAAUACUGAAGCACUUCAUGAAAGACCUCUGGUUACAGAAGAUACUCUUGGCUCGGUGUCACAGGCUCUUGGCUUGCCUGUUUCUCUCACUCAAUGGCACUGUGUGUCUGCUGCCUAAAUGAGGUUAAAUGUGUUCUGGUACAAUGUUGAUGGAAUUUGUAUGAACCUGGCUAAUAAAACUUGUGACAGCUUACACCACUCAGUUUUGAGCACUGUUUGUAGAAGACUGCUAAGAAAAAUCACUCCAUGCCACUCGUGUUGGGAUGGGAAUAAUCUUAUCCUCAUACCUAUUUCAAUUCUACAAGCAGAAGUACCAGCUUGAUAAUAAAACUGAAAACAACCUGCUGUGCUAGAAAUGGUCAUUCCCAUCACCCAUCCUCAGAGACCCCUCCAGGGGCUUCACAGAAUCAUGGGAUCACUAAGGUUGGAAAAGACCUUUAUGAUUGAGUCCAACUACAAACCUAAUACUGCCAAGCCCACCACUAAACCAUGUCCUUAAGUGCCUCCUGGGAUGGUGACUUAACCAGUUCCCUGGGUAGUGUGUUCCAAGCUUGACAACUCUUCCUGUGAAGAAGUGUUUCCGGAUAUUCAAUCUAAACCUCCCCUAGUGAAACUUGGGGCCAUAUCCUCUCAUCCUGUCACUUGUUACCUGUGAGAAUAUACUGACCCUCAUCUCACUGCAACAUCGUCUCAGGUAGUUGUAGAGAGUGAUAAGAUCCCUUCCCUGAGCCUCCUUCUCUCCAGACUAAACAUCCCCAGAUCCCUCAGCCACCUCUUGUAAGGCCUAUGCUCUAACUUGCUUCCAAAAAACUUUCCCCAAACAAAUGGGUGGGCUUAUUACUUUACCAGAAUGAACCCACUAAGGAAGCAGUCUGGAUUUGUGGAAGUGGUAGACACAGGAAGUACAAAGAAUGAUGGGCAAAGCUACAGCCAGUACUGUCAGGAAAACAGAUUAAAUGGGUUCAGGUCCUUACUAGAGACACUGGAGCCUAGGUAAGCUGGAGAGUAGUAAACAUGAUAUUUUGCCUGAAAAUUUACAGGCUGCAGCCAGUUUUUCAUAAAUUCAUAGGUUUUUAUAGAUUGCUAGCACAGAAGUAGAUAACAGAACAAUAAACAAAAACAUAACAGAACAAUAUGCAUUCUCUGGACUUUCCCAUCCAGUAAUUUGGAGACGGGCCCAGAGAGCGGUGGUGAAUGGUGCUGCAUCCAGCUGGGGAUCAGUCACUAGCGGUGUCCCCCAGGGAUCUGUGUUGGGCCCAGUCUUGUUUAGUAUCUAUUCUGGUGAUCCAGAAUUAGGGAUUGAGUCUGCCACAGCAAGUUAGCAGAUGACACCAAGCUGGGUGUGAGUAUUGAUCUGCUGGAGCAUAGGAGGGCUCUGCAGAGAGACCUGGACAGGCUGGAUAGAUGGGCUGAGUCCAACAAUCUGAGGUUUAACAAGACCAAGUGCCAGGUCCUGCACUUUGGCCACAGCAAUCCCCUGCAGUGCUACAGGCUGGGGACAGAGUGGCUGGACAGUGGCCAGGCAGAAAGGGACCUGGGGGUGCUGGUGACAGCAGCUGAACAUGAGCCAGGGUGUGCCCAGGUGGCCAAGAAGGCCAUUGGCAUCCUGCCUGGAUGUCUAUCCUUCUCUGGAUGUCCAGAGAAGGGCAACAGAGCUGGGGAAGGCUCUGGAGCACAAGUCCAAUGGGAGUAACUGAGGGAGUUGGGGUUGUUCAGCCUGGAGAAAAAGAGGCUCAGGGUGACUUUAUCACUCCCUGCAAGUACCUGAAAGGAGGAUGUAGCCAGGUGGGAGCUGGUCUCUUUUCCCAGACAGCCACUGACAGGACACAGCCUCAAGCUGUGCCAGAGGAGCUUAGGCUAGACACUAGAAAAAUUUUCUUCACAGAGUGAUUGGGCCAUGGAAUAGGCUGCCAAGGGGGUGGUGGAGUCACCGUCCCUUAAGGUGUUUCAGAACAGGCUGGAUGUGGCACUCAGUGCCAUGGUUUAUUUUAUCAUGUGGUGUUAGGUCAUUGGACUUGAUCUCCAAGGUCUUCUUUGACCUUCUUGAUUCUGUGAUUCUGUAAUUGCUACUGUUAAACUUUGCUGGUAGUGCUUCAAGCCAAGGACUCAGCAAUCAGCAACCAUUGGUUUUCUUCCGAGUUCUAAUUAAAUAACCAUUCCAGCAUUCAUUUCAGAUGUGUGGCUACUGGGUACCAUCAGAAUUAGGAUCCAUAGGAUGCAUAAUGCCCUUUUGGCAUUACAGCUGUGGUUGUAUGUUUAGUAUCUGGUGGUUUAGUGGGUUACACAGUCUUGAAAUGAACUUGGCCACUGUGACUUCUGUGUAUUAUUUUCAAGUGCUACCUUUCAAGUGCUACUCACUUCUGGAAAGGAAGCUACACAUGUUUCUGCAACAUUAGGGACACCACUGGCAGCUGUGAUUGCCAAUGCCCGCACAACAUAUUAGGCAAAGACUGCAUUGUACCUUUUCAACACAACAAGAGUGAGAACCUCUUUGUAUAAAAAGAAAUGGCAUUUAGUCACAUUGAAGUUCUAACUAGUUGUGCUGGGUCAUAUGACUGUUCUUCCAAUGCUGCAAAGCAUUUAUUAAAAACUUAAGAUAAAAUUUACAUUGAAUGCACUGGCUCAAUGAAAACUAACAUUACUAUUACGGAUCCCACUGUGAAAAAGAAUGCAAAUAUUUCCACUAAUAACUAAGAGAUUUUGUGAAUGUUGAGAAAAUCUCUAGCUCCAAAACCAGUUAAAAUAAUCCAGUAGCAUGUGAUUCUAUUCUCUUUAUUUCAACAUUCAUUCAACCUUCACCAGAAGACCCUCUGGAUUUCACAAAAAUAAGUAAGAAAAGCAAAGGUGUGGUAGUACACUUGAAUUCACCAUAUCGAGGCUGUAUCUCAUUGGAAUGCUUGAGGAGUCUGCAGCUCCAAAAAGGGUUGUGUCUGUACUCAUAAAUCCAUUAUACAGGUGCUUUGAAGCCAUUUGCUCUAAGAAUGUUUCUUACUCUAACAAUUUUUAAGCAGCAGGGUUUCUCCUCUCUGUUUCCACAUUUGUCUAUUUGCAGCUGCAGGGUUGCAGUGAAGUUUUUCAAAUCCUUAACCACUAAAUAUUUUACUGACAAAUAGUCAAUCUCUUUUGUUUGUAAUACUGAAUGUGACUAAUUUUCUGCUCUCCAGAACUGAUGAAAAGGUAUGCUGAUCCUAGGACACAGAGAAAUAACACUGGAGACCCACUCACAAGCAUAAAAGAAGAUAUUUUUUCAACUUCAAGGACAGUUAUGUUUUGGAUUUGUUUGUUGCUUGGGUUUUUGGGUGGGUUGUUUUGUUUGGUAUUUUUAAAAUAAUAUUGGUGUGUUAUUUGAAAGCUUCAAGGAGCAAAAAGCAUGGAGGUAGAGAACAAGUGAUGAAAGACGCACUGGUUAUAUUUCUCCUUACACCCCUCCACUUGCAUUGUCUGUCCUUCCAGCAGCCCAAUAUGUCUUGGAAAGGCAAUCAGCUGUGCUGCCCAGGUGCCCCAGUUUUGCGCACUGGCAUCAUGGUACUCUGCCUAAUGCCAUGUUACACAAUCCAACCUUACAGUUCCCAUUCCUUUUCUUCACUGGCAAAACCCCCAUUGCAGUCAUAAACCAUACUGCAGCAAGGACUACAGAGUUCUGAUUUACUUUAUUUUCUCCUUAGAUUAAAUAAAAGCACCUUCCUGCUGUCAAGCAUUCUAAUUUACUUUCCCUCCUCCAAAAGAAAUAGUUCAAAAAAUAUAUUUCAUCAAUUAAUUAAAUGUUAAAGACAAACCUCCAACAUGCAUCAGCCUUAGUCCUCAAGUGUUGGUUCAAGGCACCAGGUAAUGAACUGGGCAUAAAAUCAAAGUCAAAACAAAUCUCUUUCAGAUAUGACUCAAAAGGCCCAGACACCAUACUGUACAUGGAGUAUCUCCUAUUAAUGUGUAAGUAGGUACAUCACUUUCCAGUGCAUUUUGGCACAUUACUACUGCAUUAGAGUACGAAGUUAGCAGUGGUAGAGCACUAAAAAUAGUGGUGCUUUGCAGUAAGCUUGCUGCAACAAAGCCUGUAGAACACUCAGUGCCUAAAUAUGCAGUAUUUCAAACACUACCUGAAAUCUUACUGUGAUAGCUCAGGAGACGGUGCUCCAGCACUGAGUUUUACACUGCAGUGCAGCAUAGCCUAACUUCCAGAAGAUGCUCUUCCUACAUCAGCUGUCACACCUGUACUUUCUGAAAUUCCAGGACUGAUUCUGGCUUAAAUACUUCGGUUUCUACACUGUAAUCCACUCAACAAUCCUUCAGGGGCUUGAAGCUUUCUUGGAGGUUUUUUUCUUGGGUCACACAACUAGCCUGUGUUCUCAGCAAUAAAGAUAAUGCUUUCAAAAUAAUGUAGUGCUAUAGCAAACCCAAGACUGUGAUCUGGCAAGUCUUGGUAAAUGAUACACAGAACCACGUUUAAAAAAGGAGGAUUUCUGGCUUGAUUCAAAGUAUUGUGCUGGAAAGGGUGUCUUUUUAACAGCAGCACAGUGAUCGAAAAGCUUGUGUUAAAGGUUAUAAUUCAGAGUAGUAAAGCUAAGUUUCUAUACAAGCACUAAAUCAGAAUCCUGCCCAAGCACCCAUCUAUCAGCAGGGCCUCAUUGCAAAUUACUUUCAUUCCUCUAACAUUGCAACCAUUACAGUCAUUAAUUCUUCAUGAUUUACAUAUCUGGUCUUCCAGUCUGUCUCUAUGGUACUUCAAUUCAUAGUUCAUGGUAUACAAGUUCACACCUUCAUAAUACAAAAGGGAAUGUGGAGACUGAUCUUUAAAGAGUACUCACCCUAUUCCCAAACCCAAAACUCCUCCACCCAAACACUGUCAUAGCUUCCAAGUAGCUAAGCACCAAGCAGCAGCAAGUUUCCAUGGUAUAAAUAAUCAUCAUAUCCAGAGAUGUUUGAUCACUAGUUUCAGGCAUUUUAUAUCUCAAAGGCCUGCCUACAAGUCAGAAUAUAAAUCAAGAGUGGUACCAGCAGGCUUGGACAGUUACUCCUCACCUCUUUAUAACAGGAGACAGAUCAGGAAUGAGGCUUGACUGCUUUUAUGCAGCUCUUGAACUAUGAUCUGGAAGGCUGACAUAGCUUCUAGUAAUUCUUGACCUUAUGGUCUUCAUAGACCUCUAGCUGUCUCUCUUGAUUACUCUUUCCAUUUGCAGUUAUAAGCUGCUGUUGGAAUAGUUACAGAUCUGACAGAAUGAAGUUAUUUUAGAAAGUAGUAGGAUUUAUAUGUUUUAUUAUCACCUACUGAAUUACAGCAGUUCUUACAACUAUAAAUAAUUUCCCAAGGUAAAAAUGAUCACCAGGAAUCUGAUUUACUAGAAUGAAUUAACUUACCCAAUAUUGGCUACCAUUUUUCAUCUAGCCAUAAAAGCACCACAAAUGCCCAUUUCUAACACAUUCAGUGCAAUGCAAUGACCCAUGUCUAACUUUCCUCAUCAAAAAUUCUGAAGUACACUUCCAGUUAAUUAAUUCAGUAUUGACACACUUUGACUGAACAGAGUAGAGUACUCCAAGUUCUGAUAUAAAAUUAGUAGAGCGAAGUGUGUCCCACACUAUCUGAGAAAUGGCCCUAUAAAGUGUAAAGCGGCCUCCAGCUCCCCCAGUCUCAAACCAUAAUACACAGCUAUCACCUAUCCAACGUCUUUGGAACUGAACAUAACAAAACAAAUGUAUCACAUUUUUGAGGAUCUUAGUGAAUUAAUUAUCUCCUCACUGAUACAAAUGAAAUUUGGGUAAUCAAAAUAUUUGCAUUUACUAUUACCAUGUGUAACUGUCACAAUCUUAUGUAAAGGCUGGCCCUGCUCCUUGGUCAUGUACAACUUUGAACCAUUGCAAAGUUAUCUCAAUGUGUUUCUCAGAUCUGUUUUUCCCUGCUUUCACAGAGAGGAAGAGCAUGGUGACACUUCUCAAGACCACAGACAUGGUAACUAAAUCACCUGUCGUGAUUAAAUCCACAUUAAAUAUGGAAGCUAAACCACCUAGGAGUCUCAUGACAGACAUGACUGACCUCAAAAAUCAUAAGUGGCAAAAAUCAUAAGUGGCAAGAUCACUAGUGGGUAAGUUAGUCUGUUGAGCAGCAUAUCUCAAACUUUUGCUCCCUAAUCAUUGCUAUUCAGACUCCUACAAAUUAUACAAAGCAAUUGAAAAGCUUAGGCAUUGAGAAGUAAAUUUUAGUAGGAAAUCUUCCAUGGUAAUAAAUUGAUAGGUAGCUAGUGUCACAAGCUCUGCUUGAACUCCUGAUUCCUACUUUGACAUAGUCUUCUAUACAGUCACAUUUACUAACUUAAUGUUUGCAAGUGAGACACCCUCUCUGGUGAAACUUUAGUAGUUUCUUAUACAAAGAAUAUCCCCUCCUCAGAGACAGGAUUCAGAAGGCUCUUCUGUAACUGAACAGUGAUGAUAUACUCAGUUACUUAACCCCUUGUCACCUUUCCUGUAACACUCUUGCCAGUAUCAGUACAACAGACUCAGUUUCAAAGCACUUGAGUCUGGAGCAGAUAAAGCCUAUUACAGAAAAGAAAAAAAAAAAGAGAAAAAUUGUACAGUCAUGUGUUGUAUCUCAUCUAAAUUUAGUGGAAGUGAGUUUAUGACACCAUUAGAACUUUGGGACAUGGUUUAUUUAUGAAAAGAACACCAAUGUACUAGCAUUUCGUGUUUCUUUAAGUGUACCAUUUUCGUGGUUGCUUCAUUAAUGCAAAAAUAUACUCUACCAACAUAGCACAAGUUUGAUUACCUGUUAGACUUAGAAUACCUACAUUAUUAACAGAAAUAUCAAACUUUGAGAAGGAAAAUAGUACUUUUUGCUGCUGUGGUGCUUUGGUUCCUCAGGUAUACCUGAAUCCAGACUGUAAUGGGUACGAUAUGUGUGUAACAAAUUAGACACAGCUCCCGAAUCAGUCGGGAAAACACCAGAAAGGACCCACUGAUAUGCUGCAUAAACUGUGAAUGUUAAAUUCCUCUCUUCAUCUUUCUGGGCCAAAUCAGUCAUUCCUUUGAUUGUUAUGUAAAUGACAGGUUUCAAAGUAGCAAUUUCUAAAUGGCCCAUGAUUUACUCAUCAGUGCAGCAGCAGUUCUAAAUCUUUGCACUAAGGAAAGACCAGAGACUCCAUCUCUAAGAAAGCUAGUUAACUGGCAGCCUCAUUAAGGCUAUCAAGAACUGCAUGAAAGGGAGAUGAAAUUAUUCCUUUACCGUUGCUGACAAAUCUUUCAGGCCAAAAAAGACAUAUACAGCCUUUUCAAUGGAAAAAGAAUGAUUCCACUAACAACUACUACAGAACACACUUCAUACACCAAAAAAUUCUGAUCUCACAUCAAAUUUGGUACUAGAUGAACAUAAAAAAUGCAACAAAAUUUUUUAAAAAGGUGUAAGCUAAAACUUUCCAGAAUAGUACAAAUAGCUAAAAUCUAUUUUUUGCUGUCCAUGUUCUCCUGUAUUAAGCUCGACAAUCUUAAAACUGACUUCUCAUGACAAUAAAAAAAAAAAAAAAAAUUGUCCUCUUGGAUAGUAAGAGUUCACAUAUUUAGAAAACAAGCUUAAGUUGGCGGAUAGCUUCUCAGCUGUAGUAUUUACUUAAACAAUAAGGAAUUGAAGUGUUAACAGCCACAUCUCCUCAAACUAGAGGUAAAGUAUCUGCCUCCACAUAUUGAGCAGCUC